Messenger RNA from Nicotiana tabacum (common tobacco), 2053 nucleotides. The record is from RefSeq and is a predicted model, not a curated record. Lineage: Eukaryota; Viridiplantae; Streptophyta; Magnoliopsida; Solanales; Solanaceae.
GGUAUAUCUUUAUAUUGUUACUUAAAGAGCAGAGACCUAGUAUCUCAGAAAUUGAACUCUUUAAAGAAUCAUAAUUUUGGUUCUUCUCUGCAACCUAGGGUUUCAAUCUCCUUCUCGUCAAGGUUGACAUGAAUCUAUCAAAAUCUCGGAAGUUUGAAAUACAAUCAACUUCAAAGACUGUUAAGCAUUCAUACGUUGCGCCAAGUGCCUUAGCAAGGGGACGAGGGCAAAGCUUUAGAUCUUUGGGUUCGGUAAGGGUAAAUGCUGAACAGAGACUCCCGAUUGGAAAUAGUAAAAAUCUUAAUGCAGCAGCUUCUUAUCUGAAUGAGCUAGCUCAGAAUACGAAUCUUGCACCUCCUGGUUUUGAUCCACUAGAAGAUGAUGUUUCCCUCCCUCAAGAAGUUGAAGUGAUGCAAGACACUCAAAGAAGCAAAAUAAGACUCAAAGUUGGAGAAAAGUUGAGCGUCACUUUCUACCACAAUCGAGCUGUUGGGAAGCAUUCAACCACAUUUGUGAGACACUUAGGUAUAUUAGUUCGUGAUCAUAAUAUGUGUCCAUUGCGCGUACACUCGUGGGCGGAUAUCGAAGAAUAUAAGCUGGACCACAUUUGGGAAGUUGUUACUGACAAAUUUGAUAGUGCUGACAUAAAUGGUCAAAGAGAUCAUGUCUUGAAACAUAUGAGAAGGUUAUGGAAUAAUUGGAGAGGAUCAUUGCACAUUAUUGUGAAAUCUAAGCCAUUGCGCGACGUUUUAAAGGAUGUGCCAGAGGGGGUCGACAAGAGUGAUUGGGAAUGGUUGGUCAAGGAGCACUUCUUAUCUGAAAAGUUUAAGGCUGAAAUUCAAGAACUGGUACGAUCUGAGCCGUCUCUUAUAAACAUUGAGGUUGUAGAAAGGUGCUUUGGACCUCAAUGCAAGAUCCAUGUGUUUGGAUUUGGAGGUGGAAUAACCGCUAAGGAGUUGAAAGAUGGUAACUCCUCUAAGGUUGAACUAUUGGAUGAGUUAAAUGCAACUCGUAAAGAAAACCUAUCACUUAAAAAAACGCCUAGAUAACUUAGAGAGUACAGUUGCACGACUUGCAAGCAAAUUUUCUGGUCAGCCUUUAUCAACACCAUGUUCAAGUGAAUCAGAUACAGGCAUCUGACAGACAGGUUAGUAAACUUUUUACCAACCUUUUACAAUUAUCACAUGUCAUAUUCAUUUAUUUAGCUAGUCACCCUGCCACUUUCUACUGCCAUAUCUUUCUUUAUACAAAUUAUAAUUCCACUUAUGAUAUGAUGAGUAUUUCUUAAUCAAAUGAAUAAACAAAACUUUCUUCUAUUUUUCAUGUCAACAACUCAUGUGCCUCGCUCGUUUUUGUUGAAGGAUGAAAUAAAUAAAUAACUGCUCUUCAUGAACUGAGUGAUCACCAUCCUACUUCACUAUGAAAGCCUUCUAUAUUUCUUAAUCCAUUUUUCUUGAUCACUUAUAGAACUUAUUUGUCCUUUGCUGAACUUUUUCCUUUUCUUUUGGGUUAAAUCAACAAGAUUAUAUGUUAUUUUAUCUAAUUUUGAUACUUUUCUACACUCAACAAUGUGCUAAAAAAAUUCUGUAAAUAUUUUUGCAUAGACAAUGAGCUUAUUUCAAGUAUCCAGAGAAUUCUAAUUCACUGGAAUAUUAAUGGAUAGCAGUCAACUAGUCAGAUACCUCUGCUUCUGAAUUUUUGCAAAAAUCUCUAUUUUGUUCUUUAGAAGUGUAACUUUCUUGUAUGCUUUAGCAUAUUGUUUUGUUAGUACUAUAUAAAAAAUUAGUAGCAACUACUUCUAGGUACAAAAAUAAAUGGCAGUGUCUCUACCAUAUGUAGUUGCGCCAUUUUUCAUUUUCCUUUUCUACUCUUUAUUGAUAUUGACAAGUGUUAGAUAGUCUCAUUCAAGAUACAAAUAGACAGAACAGUAGUAGGAAAAAGAUGACAGAAAUUUUAUAAAUUAGUUUGUUUGGUAUUUUUUUCUCAAUGUAAUUAUGUGUACUGAUAUGUUUUGUUUGCUUUUUAAGAUUCUUUUUUUAGGAAUUUGUCUUUU